This is a messenger RNA of Arachis ipaensis, 450 nucleotides long. The record is from RefSeq and is a predicted model, not a curated record. NCBI's taxonomy places the organism in Eukaryota, Viridiplantae, Streptophyta, Magnoliopsida, Fabales, Fabaceae.
AUGGAGGCAGGAAAUGGAGGCCGUGGUGGUAUUGUGUCGUUGUUCUCGAACGGCAGUAAUGGUUCCAGCGCCUCAAUGCGAACCAGGAGGAAAACCCAUGAGGAAUCAUGUUUCUGUGGGUUGAAGGCUGCGAUAAGAAAAUCUGGGACAGCGGAGAACCCAGAUAGACUAUUCCGUGCAUGUCCAAGGUACCGGAAGGGCAGUCACUGCAACUACUUUAAGUGGGUUGAGGAUGAUGAGUAUGAAGGGGUGGGCCAAGGUGGAACAAAGAAAGAUUAUGGGGCUAAGCUGCAGGUUGAUAGUGACUGUGAUGAAUGGAGGUUGAAGGUGGCAUGGAGACUGGGCAGCUUGGAAGCUGAAGUAAAAGCAUUGAAAAUGUUAAUAGUUUUCCUGUUUUUGGUAGUUGUGCUUAAUGUGAUUGUUUGUAGUUUGUUGUCUCGUUCCAAGUAA